CGAUAAAAUAGAACAUCUUCAGGGAUCUUUGCCGCGAGAGAGUGUCACUUCGCGAUUUCGCGAUGUGUUGUUUUCUUUCUGGAUAAUUAUAUUCCUCGCGUGCGAUUUUUUUUUUUUUUAUUGCGUUAGGUUUGAUCACGCCGAAGAAAACUCGUUUAUGGAUCAUUGCUGACUCGAGCGCCCGAGCAAUCAGCCUCUGCCACGCGUCCCGGGAUUGCGUCGUGACGCACGUUGACGACACAUCAAAAAUGGCAGAUUCUGCGCCCACAAAAGCUGACAUUGAGGAGAUUUUCAAGCGAUUGCGAGCCGAUUCGACAAACAAGACAUGUUUCGAUUGUAAUGCAAAAAAUCCAGCAUGGGCAAGCGUAACGUACGGUGUCUUUUUGUGUAUCGACUGCUCGGCGGUCCAUCGCAGUCUGGGUGUGCAUCUCACUUUCAUCCGAUCGACCCAACUUGACACAAACUGGUCAUGGCUGCAGCUCAGAAACAUGCAACUUGGUGGCAAUGCCAAUGCUAGGAAAUUUUUUAUACAACACAAUUGUACCACAACAGACGCUCAGCAGAAGUACAAGUCACAUGCUGCUAUGUUAUAUAGAGAAAAAUUGGGCCAAGCUUCUGCCCAAGCAAUGCGCAAGUAUGGCACAAAGGUUUCCCUUUCUACACCAAAAGAUAAGAUAAUGUUGCAUUUAGAAGAAAACACGCAACCCGCAUCGGAAGAAACAAACGAGCCAGAUUUCUUCAAACAGCACGAGAAUUUGAACUCGAAUCGAGACGAAACGAUAAGUUCGACAGACAAAGCAUUUUUCACAUCUGACACUGUGCCAAACAAUGAUAGUACUGCGAAAAGUACACCAGAAGCCGUUUCUAAUUGUUUGGGACCGUCUGUAAAGCUGUUUGAUACUACCUCAAAUAUGCAAUCUGAAAGAAAACCUACCAUUGGUGGCCGCACAGUGCAAUCCAAACGUCCUGGUGGUUUAGGAAAGAAAACUGGAGGUUUGGGUGCGCAGAGAGUCAAGACCAAUUUUGAUGAGCUGGAGAGAAGUGUUUCGGAGGCACACAAAGAAGCACAGGAGAAGAAAAAAGAGCUGACGAAAGAAGAGCAGGAAGAAAUAGCCUCGCGUUUAGCUCAGCAAGCGAAAAAGGUGGAAGAGAGAGCAAAGCAUAUGGAUCCGUCGAAGGCUACGCAAGCGGAACGACUUGGAAUGGGAUUCAAUGCGCGAAGUGGUGUGACUCAUUCCGCACUCGGUGACAUGAAGACAAUAACACAGGAAUCGAAGCCGACAGUAAUAACGUCUGGGGAAGUUCAGACGGAACGGGAAGUGGACAACUUUUUUACUUUAGACGAAUAUUAUUCGGUUUACGCUAGCAAUAAUAAGCCAUCUUCGCGCCAUGACGAGAUAAUUGUGGUCAUGGAUGAACCACCCAAACGAGCAGCUCCCCAUACUCGAUCCACAAACGUUAAGAGCGAUACGAAAACUUCGUCUAACGUCGAGGGAGAGGCUCAGAAGAAGUUUGGUAGCGCCAAGGCUAUCAGCUCGGAGCAAUACUUUCAGGACAGCACUUCUGAUAACGCGUGGGAACGUAAGAACAAUUUGAGUCGUUUCGAGGGUUCGUCCAGCAUCUCGUCAGCCGAAUAUUUCGGUACUGACAAUUCGGCGACGUCGCCCACGUCCUCGUUGUCUAUGCGUUUUACCGCUGGAAGAGCCGGAGUUGUGGAUCUCGAAGACGUACGAGAGAGCGUACGUCAAGGUGUAAACAAGGUGGCCGGCAGGCUAAGCUCGCUCGCGAACGCGGCCGUCUCUUCUAUACAAGAUCGUUACGGACUCUAAAUUCUAUUGCAUUUUAUGGAAAGAAUUGUUACACAAUAUAUACUUAUAUUACUCGGACUUGUUCCGUUGUUCAGAACUGUAAAUAAAAGCUUAUACUUGA
Molecule: messenger RNA, 1929 nt
Organism: Pseudomyrmex gracilis
Lineage: Eukaryota; Metazoa; Arthropoda; Insecta; Hymenoptera; Formicidae
Gene: ArfGAP3
Product: ADP-ribosylation factor GTPase-activating protein 2
Exons: 8
Coding region: 249-1829 (526 amino acids)
Biological process (GO): COPI coating of Golgi vesicle
Molecular function (GO): GTPase activator activity
Source: RefSeq, a predicted model, not a curated record